Messenger RNA from Camelina sativa (false flax), 1358 nucleotides. The record is from RefSeq and is a predicted model, not a curated record. NCBI's taxonomy places the organism in Eukaryota, Viridiplantae, Streptophyta, Magnoliopsida, Brassicales, Brassicaceae.
UUCUUCUGUUGGUAAAGUGAGUGCAAGUGGUGGCUUGUCUUUGGCUCCUAAAAACAUUAAAGAUCUUCAGUCUAAUCCAGGAUAUGAAAAUGUUGAUAUUUUCACCUACGAGGAGAUGAAGGUUGCUACUAAGCAGUUCAGGCCAGAUUAUAUUCUUGGUGAAGGAGGUUUCGGAGUGGUCUAUAAAGGAGUUAUAGAUGAGUCUGUCAGGGCUGGUUACAAGUCUACCAAAGUUGCCAUCAAAGAGCUUAAUCCAGAGGGCUUCCAGGGAGACCGAGAGUGGCUGGCUGAAGUCAACUAUUUAGGACUGCUUAGUCACCCGAAUUUGGUCAAGCUCAUUGGCUACUGCUGUGAAGAUGAUCACAGAUUAUUAGUCUAUGAAUACAUGGCAAUGGGGAGCCUUGAGAAACAUCUUUUCCGAAGAGUUGGAUGCACUUUGACAUGGUCGAAAAGAAUGAAGAUUGCUCUUGAUGCAGCCAAGGGUCUUGCAUUUCUACAUGGUGCUGAACGCUCCAUCAUAUAUCGGGAUCUGAAGACUGCAAAUAUAUUGCUAGAUGAGGGUUACAAUGCUAAACUCUCUGACUUUGGACUAGCAAAGGAUGGUCCAAGAGGAGAUCAAACACAUGUCUCAACACGUGUUAUGGGGACUUACGGAUACGCUGCUCCUGAGUACGUAAUGACAGGACACUUGACAUCCAGAAGUGAUGUUUAUGGAUUUGGAGUACUUCUCCUUGAGAUGCUCCUUGGGAAGAGGGCGAUGGACAAAAGCAGACCUUGCAGGGAGCAUAACUUGGUAGAGUGGGCACGACCACUGUUGAAUCACAACAAAAAGCUUUUGAGGAUCAUAGACCCUCGAAUGGAUGGACAGUAUGGCACUAAGGCGUUGAUGAAAGUAGCUGGUUUGGCGUACCAAUGCCUAAGCCAAAACCCGAAAGGAAGGCCCCUCAUGAAUCAUGUUGUAGAAGUUCUUGAGACUCUCAAGGAUGAUGGUGAUGAUGCUCAAGAGGAUGUCAUGACUAACCUCCAUAGUAGGGGCAAGUCUGUAACCUUAUAUGAUGCUUCUAGUGAUUCCCAAGGCACGAGAGAUGGGGAUGGACAGAGGAGGAGAAGACCGGAAAGUGGUCGAAGCAAGAGCGAAGCCUCAGUCGACACUGACAAAUAUGUUUCUGCUCUUUCAGAACCAGAUACUACCAAAAUUUAAGACUCAAGACAAAAAGAAUUCACCAGUGAUUUGAGACUGUAAGAUAAGAAAGUAGCAGAGUUGGCUUAAUGUAUAAAUAAGUUGAGUCUUCGUUUUGGGAUCUGUUUUUUGGGAUUACAAAUAUUAGUGCAAUAUGCAAUUUGAUGUUUCUCUGAAA